AUGAUUAUGCAACAGUUAUGGUUGCAACAAAUAAACUGGGAUGACGUUUUACCUAUUCCAUUACAACAAGAUUGGUCAAAAAUGCGUGUGGAAAUGGAGCAAAUUAAUAAUAUUAAAAUCAAUCGUCUUGUUCUCGGCAUCGAAAAAAUUAAAAAACUAGAAUUACACGCGUUCGCUGACGCAAGUAUGCAAGCCUAUGGUGCUUGUAUGUACACACGCGCUACAGACAUUUAUGGUAAAGUAUUAAUAAAUUUAUUGUGUGCCAAAUCAAGAGUCGCGCCUUUAAAGGUAGUUUCGUUACCUCGGCUCGAACUGUUAGCUGCGCUUUUGGCCGCUCGCUUUAUGUCAAAAUAUGCACCAAAAUUACAGUUACCUAUAAAUGAAUAUUUUUAUUGGACAGAUUCGAGACUGAUAUUAAAUUGGUUAUUAUCUCCAUCGUCUCGUUGGAAAACUUUUGUAGGAAACAGAGUAAGUGAAAUACAAGAGUUAACGUCUGUUUCACAAUGGAGGCAUGUUGCGUCCAGCGACAAUCCAGCGGACAUAGUGUCAAGAGGCUGUUUUCCAUCACAAAUGAAAGGUUUAGAUUUAUGGUGGAACGGACCUAUUUGGUUGAAAGGGGAACAUACUCAAUGGCCAAGUAACUUUCAAGAACUUACUUCUAAAAGUGAAUAUUUUAAACUUUUACGUGUUUUGGCUUAUUGUCUUCGUGUGAAGUCUAAUUUUUUAUCGAGUGACACUAAUAUUUAUGGUCCUGUUGAAGCUACAGAAAUUGAAAAUGCCCUUAAACGAUUAGUGAAGGAAGCGCAACAAGAAGAAUUUUUUACUGAGUUGUGUGACUUAAAAAACUCAAAAUUAGUGUCCAGUAAAAGUAAACUUUUUCGUCUUAAACCAUUUCUAGACAACGAUGGUAUAAUCAGGGUAGGCGGUAGAUUAAAACAUGCCGUCUCACUAUCAUUUUUUCAAAAACAUCCGAUAGUGUUACCCGCUGAUAGUGCUUUUACAAAAUUAUUAUUUCUGGAUGAACACGAAAAAUCAUUACACGCCGGUCCACAAGCGAUGUUAGCUAAUAUACGUUUGAGAUAUUGGCCGAUUAAUGGACGUAAUAUAGCCAGAAUUAUAUCUAGAAAAUGUGUCAAAUGUUUCAAAUACAAACCGGUUGUAUUUGAGCCCAUCAUGGGUGACUUACCUAACGACCGAGUCGAACCAGCGCGAGCCUUUGUUAAAUGUGGCGUAGAUUUUGCUGGUCCAGUAUUUGUGCGGUCUAAAUUAGUAGGCGAUUUGACAGCGGAGUCUUUCCUUAAUGCGUUACGGAUAUUCUGUGAUAGACGUGGUUAUUGUACGGACGUGUAUUCAGAUAACGGAAAAAACUUUGUUGCGGUUAAUCGACAACUUCGAGAAGUGCAUGAACUUUUAGCUAAACCAGAAGUUAAAAAUGAAUUGAGUAAUAAAGGAAUUCAAUGUUCUAGUAAGUGUGAUAAGACCGAAGAAUUAAUUGAAAAACCUAAUCUUCCCCAACUUAGAGGUAAAAAAAAUAUUUUAACCGACAAACUUGCUGCUGCAUUUGAUAGGUGUCAAUGCACCAUUCAUUGGGAUGGAAUACUUUUUCCUUCAUUAUCAGAACAUCAGCUAGUUGAAAGAUUACCAAUAUUUAUGUCAAAUAAUAAUAUAGAACAAUUACUCGAUGUGCCUAAAAUUUCUUCUGGUUCGGGACAAAGUCAAGCAGUAGCUAUCUACGCAGUACUUGAUAAAUGGGGUAUAACUGACAAAGUUAAAUCAUUAUGCUGUGACACUACUGCUUCUAAUACAGUGACGACCGAAACUAAAGGGAUAUCCUCUAUGGAAAACAUAGAAUGCACUCUCAAGGAACGGUCAACAUCUGAGAAUGAUGAUGAUGAAUAA
Molecule: messenger RNA, 1899 nt
Organism: Daktulosphaira vitifoliae (grape phylloxera)
Lineage: Eukaryota; Metazoa; Arthropoda; Insecta; Hemiptera; Phylloxeridae
Exons: 6
Coding region: 1-1899 (632 amino acids)
Molecular function (GO): nucleic acid binding
Source: RefSeq, a predicted model, not a curated record